AGUCACGUGUCACAUCCGGGGCUUGCAACAAGCAUCGCGGCGCUACUCGCGUGGAGCUGUCUGCUACGUGGUGUACUACGCCUAAAACAAACAAUCGCCUUCUAGUCCAGCGAGCUUCCAAGCGCUUGUUCAAGUUUACUCAACUUUUGGAGUCUUUUCUUGCAAACCUGAAACGCCGGUGGUGUUACAGAAGUCGCGAUCGCACGACGGAAACUAUACGCCGAGUUGUGACCUCCGUGAAUGAAACGAGAGAUCUUGAUCACACACUUCGCAGCUGGACAUAAACAUUUGCGACUGCAUGACUCUGCUCAACGCUUUGCGGUGAUGUUUCGAGUGAUUCACUAGUAAUCGCGCCUGGCUGUUAACUUAGCCCACCCUCGCGGGAUGUUUCGCGACGCCAACGAUGUUGUGGCGGCUGUGCCACGGCGCAGUUGUGUGGAAGCUUCUACGGCUAUGACCCCUGCCGAUGCUCUGAGGCCGACAGCACUCGGCUGCUAAGAGGAGAUGCUGCCAAAGAAAAAACUCAAAUGGCUCCUUCUAGUUGCCAUCGUGUGGGUCGGAGGGGUCGGUUACUACGCCUACAGGAGCGGACACUUUAAACAGUCGGAAACUGGCAACGAAGCGCUGAGGCUGAAACCCUCAGCCACCGCGGCACUGCAGCACUACCCCGGCCGCCAAGUGUCGUGGCGCUACUUCGACGAGAAGGCCUACGUGGCGCAGUCGCAGGUGCCAGGCAGCGACCCUUAUCAGCGUCACAAGUUCAACCAGGAGGCCAGCGAUGCUCUGGCCAGCAACAGGGCCAUCCCCGACACACGCCACCCUCAGUGCGCCAAGGAGGGACUCCUCAAGCCACAGGAGGAGUUACCUGCCACCAGCGUGGUCAUCACCUUCCACAACGAAGCACGCUCAGCUCUCCUCCGGACCAUCGUCAGUGUGCUAAACCGGAGCCCCGCGGAGCUCAUUGAGGAAAUCAUUCUGGUCGACGACUUCAGCGACGAUCCUUCCGACGGUGAAGAGCUGGCGAAAAUCCAGAAGAUCCGCCUGUUGCGCAACACUCAGAGAGAGGGGCUGGUGCGGAGUCGCGUGCGUGGAGCCAGGGCGGCCAAGGCCCCGGUGCUGACGUUCCUCGACAGCCACUGCGAGUGCAACCAGGGUUGGCUGCCUCCGCUGCUCCGCCGAGUGAAGGAGGACCCCCGGCGAGUCGUCUGCCCCGUCAUCGACGUCAUCAACCUCGAGAGCUUCAAGUACUUCGGCGCCUCAUCUGACCUCAGAGGCGGGUUCAACUGGAACUUGGUCUUCAAGUGGGAAUUUUUGUCUAACAAGGAACGGGAGGAGCGGGCUAACAAUCCAACACUGCCCAUCAGGACCCCCAUGAUAGCGGGCGGCCUAUUCGUGGUAGAUCGAGCCCAGUUCGAGCGCCUCGGUGCCUACGACACAGCCAUGGACAUCUGGGGUGGCGAGAACCUUGAGCUCUCGUUCCGAGCGUGGCAGUGCGGCGGCAGCCUCGAGAUCCUGCCGUGCAGCCGAGUUGGCCACGUCUUCCGCAAGCAGCACCCCUACUCCUUCCCCGGAGGGAGCGGCAACGUCUUCGCCAGGAACACGCGUCGGGCUGCCGAAGUUUGGAUGGACGACUACAAGAAGUACUACUAUGCCACAGUGCCCGUCGCCCGCAACGUGCCCAUGGGCAGCGUUGAAGAACGGCUGAACCUACGUAAAAGCUUGGGAUGCCACUCUUUCCAGUGGUACCUGGACAACGUUUACCCGGAACUCAAGGUGCCGGCGGCCGGGGGUGAACGCCUCGCGUCCUUGCGUCAGGGCCAGAUGUGCCUGGACACCCUCGGAGGCAGCGAGGGAAACCCCGUAGGGCUCUUCACCUGCCACGGGUCUGGGGGCAACCAGCAGUGGAGCUUGGCCUCGCGACUCAUAGCUCACGGUGGUCUCUGCAUCACAGUCGACACGGAGGCGCCUUCCGGCGCGGCGCGAAGUCACCCCCUGGUCUUGCGGCCGUGCGGCGGACACCCCUCACAGAGAUGGCUGUGGCGCGACCAGCGUCUGGAACAGCCCGGCGGAAAGCUCUGCCUCGACGGUGGCGGAGACCAAGUGGCGGCGAGACCGUGCCGACGUGGCGCCACCUCGCAGCUCUGGGCGCUAUCCAACUGAACGGCUCGGAACGGUCGGCGUGCCAAAACACAAACUAAGAAAAACAAUGCCUCGGUAAACAGACGUGCCGCGGCAGCGUUGGUGCUGCGUUGAAGGCUUUACAGGAAAAGAGAAGACGAACGGCUAGCACUUAAGACAAGGUAUCGAUUCAUAUCCCACGUGCAAUCCCGCAAAUAUUUAAUGGUACAAAUAAAUGAAUGGUUCUAAACCGA
This is a messenger RNA of Ixodes scapularis (black-legged tick), 2372 nucleotides long. Its product is annotated as polypeptide N-acetylgalactosaminyltransferase 2-like. Lineage: Eukaryota; Metazoa; Arthropoda; Arachnida; Ixodida; Ixodidae. Bases 505 to 2160 code for a protein of 551 amino acids. The record is from RefSeq and is a predicted model, not a curated record. The transcript is spliced from 12 exons. Gene Ontology annotation, cellular component: Golgi apparatus.